CGCGGGCUCCUCCGAGUCGCCAGAAGCGCAGGGAAGGGGAGUCGCUGCGGUUUCCUGCUUCAACAGUGCUUGAACGGAACCCGCUGCUCGAUUCCCGGCCGGAGCCGCCCUUAGCCACCUCUCCACCUUCACCUCCACUAACCAACACUUCUCCGUCCUACCGUUCGAGCAGCAGCCGUCCGCCUCAGCCGCCCCGGCCGUCGCCGCCGCCGCCGCCCCAGCCUCAGCCGCAGCCGCUGCGCAGCCGCCUCCUCCCUCCGCCUCCUCGUCUAAGCCGCCUCCACCAUCUCCGCCGCCAUGACGACCUCGUCUCCCUCUCAGGUGCGACAGAACUACCACCAGGACUCUGAGGCCGCCAUCAACCGGCAGAUCAACCUGGAGCUUUACGCCUCCUACGUCUACCUGUCUAUGUCUUACUACUUCGACCGAGAUGACGUGGCCCUGAAGAACUUUGCCAAGUAUUUCCUGCACCAGUCCCACGAGGAGCGGGAGCACGCUGAGAAGCUGAUGAAGCUGCAGAACCAACGCGGUGGCCGCAUCUUCCUGCAGGACAUCAAGAAACCAGACCGCGAUGACUGGGAGAGCGGACUGAACGCAAUGGAGUGUGCUCUGCACUUGGAAAAAAAUGUCAAUCAGUCUUUACUGGAAUUGCACAAGCUGGCAACUGACAAAAAUGACCCCCAUUUAUGUGAUUUCAUCGAAACCCACUACCUGGACGAACAGGUAAAGUCCAUCAAACAACUGGGUGAUCACGUAACCAACCUGCGCAAAAUGGGGGCCCCCGAUUCUGGCAUGGCGGAAUAUCUUUUUGACAAGCACACCCUUGGAGACAGUGACAACGAGAGCUAAGCCACACACCUGGCUUCCCCCACACCUGGGAACUGUGGGCGCCACUCCUCCUGUCUUUCAGUGCAUGCAUAUUUUGGUUAUCUGACCUUUUCAUAAUCUGUACCAAAAAACUACCACCAUUUACAUCCCAAUAAAGUGACUUGGUACUGAUGAAAAA
Molecule: messenger RNA, 1006 nt
Organism: Dromiciops gliroides (monito del monte)
Lineage: Eukaryota; Metazoa; Chordata; Mammalia; Microbiotheria; Microbiotheriidae
Gene: FTH1
Product: ferritin heavy chain 1
Exons: 4
Coding region: 298-849 (183 amino acids)
Biological process (GO): iron ion transport; intracellular iron ion homeostasis
Cellular component (GO): cytoplasm
Molecular function (GO): ferrous iron binding; ferric iron binding
Source: RefSeq, a predicted model, not a curated record